This is a messenger RNA of Lottia gigantea (owl limpet), 1569 nucleotides long. RefSeq lists its product as hypothetical. Bases 1 to 1569 code for a protein of 522 amino acids. The transcript is spliced from 3 exons. Lineage: Eukaryota; Metazoa; Mollusca; Gastropoda; Lottiidae. The record is from RefSeq and is a predicted model, not a curated record.
AUGCCACCAUUAUACACAUUAUGCAAAUUGUCGAGUUGGUGGAAAGAUAAAUGUAAAUUAGGAAGGUUUUGUUUUCCAAGUAAUUCUCCAGAAGCCAGAUGGAUACAGCAUGUUCGGACUAAGAUUACAACUGGAAAGAUUGUUCAGAAACGAAGAAUACCUUCAACGGGACCUGAAUGGCCUGUAAGGGAAUUUCGAGCAGUAUGGAUCGCUACAGUGGCCAAUAUAGACUGGCCAUUAUCAAAUCACCACACACCAGAACAGCAACGGAAUGAGAUGCUUACACUUUUGAACAAGCUACAGCAACUUAACUUUAAUGCUAUCGUGUUUCAAGUACGUUCAGCUGGUGACGCUAUGUACCAGUCCUCAAUUGAACCAUGGAGUAAAUAUCUUACUGGACAACAAGGAAGAGCGCCAUCCCCAUUCUACGAUCCUCUGCAGUUUGUUAUCACCGAGGCCCAUAAAAGGAAUAUGGAGGUACAUGCCUGGUUUAAUCCUUACAGAGCUCACACUAGUGCAAGUAAAAGUGGAUUAGCCUCGAAUCAUAUGGCUGUGGAAUAUCCACAGUAUGCUUAUACAUAUGGUCAUAAUAUUUACAUGGAUCCAGGAGCUAAAGUUAUUCAGGACAGAGCUUUUAAUGUCAUCAUGGAUGUUGUAAGGCGUUAUGAUGUAGAUGGAGCCCACAUGGAUGAUUAUUUUUAUCCUUACCCUGUAUCUGGUGUCAGUUUCCCAGACACUCAUACCUACAAUGCAUAUAGAUCUUCAGGGGGUCACUUGUCCAGAGAUGACUGGAGAAGAAACAACGUCAAUACCUUAAUACAAAGAAUCUACAAUGGAAUCAAGAGUACAAAGAAUCAUGUGAAGUUUGGUUUGAGUCCAUUUGGAAUUUGGAAGUCCGGUUAUCCAUCAGGAAUUGUCGGUUUGUCUUCUUAUUCUGCCCAAUAUGCAGACAGCAGAAAGUGGUUUAUGGAGGGAUGGGUUGAUUAUAUGAAUCCUCAAUUAUACUGGAGAAUAGAUCCACCUCAACAGAGUUAUACACAUCUAAUGGAUUGGUGGUUGGACCAGAAUCCUAAAAAUAGACAUUUCUAUGCCGGAAGCUAUGCAGGGCGAGUGGUAAAUGGUGGGUGGCCUUUGAGUGAAAUCCGACGACAAGUUGAAGAGUCCAGAGCCAGAACCAGUAAACUCAGUUUAGGGAAUGUUUUUUUCAGUGCUAAGUAUUUCAGGGACAAUAGCAAGGGUUUGGCCGAUAUGUUUCAAUCACAGCUCUAUACAGCUCCAGCUCUGUCACCAGAAAUGUCCUGGCUGGCAUCACCUCCAGCCCCGGCCCCCAGUGGUCAAACAGUAAAUGGACAUACAAUCAGUUGGAAUCGUGACAAUUCUGGGAAUGUUAGAUCUUGGGGUGUAUAUCAGAAACAGGUUGACUUGUGGAAUCUUUUGAAAGUGUUGAAUAAUAAUACUGUACAGUACACUGCAUCCGGAAGUGGUCAGUAUGCCAUUACGGGUAUAAAUAGAUUAUCACAUGAAAGUGAGGCUGUUAUUGUAAAUGUAGAUUCGAGUAUAAUUGGUUGA